AUGGUGGGAUUUGAAGAUCUUCACAACACUACGAACAUUCAUAUUUAUAUAAACCUGAUCAUGAUGAACAGAAACGGUAAACGUAGGGAGAGACAUGGACAACUACAACUAAACCUUAAAGUUGACAACUUGCAUAUCAUCCGAAGUAGCACUCAGCGUAUCAUCCGAAGUAGCAGGGAGUGGUUUGAACCUCCACUCGUGAACGACUGGAUAGUCACCAAUGGGGCAAUAGACCGCGGCUUGAACAGUUUCCACAGGGCCAACAUCCUUCACGGUCAAAGUCAAGAACAUCACCAAGAUCCUGGACAGAUGCGCCUAGUUACACAGACGCACAGUCUCUUCAAUGAUUUUCUGAAUUGCACACUCAGCUGCUUCGCCAAUGUUAGCAUAGCAGCGUUGAUCAAUAUCGCGUUUACUCUGGCGCAGCUCUUCCAAUUGAAGUGGUAUGAAUGGCGUGUCAAGGCUAGUAGGCGGGCAGCAAUCCACGUCAUAACCCUACAAAAAUCAGAAGCAGCUCAUCAACCAUUUCAAUCAAACAAUAGAUCCCUGCGAUAG
Messenger RNA from Striga asiatica, 555 nucleotides. The record is from the annotation of a GenBank genome assembly. Lineage: Eukaryota; Viridiplantae; Streptophyta; Magnoliopsida; Lamiales; Orobanchaceae.